CCGCGUUUGACUCAGUCCACGCCUCUCGAACACCCUUCCUUACCACAUUCUCCGUUCGAGGAUACUGGUACUAAUUUAGGAUCUGCAGAGCGAACAGAACUCUGGGGCCUUUCAUUAUUCUCGCUCUUGGGUUUUCCUUGUGAAUAUUACUGCCCUUAUUCCGAACGAAGGUCUGCAGUAUGCAGGACUUGGCGCAGCUUGUGGAGGAUGGAGGAGAGAACUUUGCCCAAUUGAUCUGGGGGCCAAUGCUCAUCGGGACCUUCCUCAACAUUCUCCUGUACGGCGUCUCCGUCUCGCAGUUGUACAUUUAUUAUGGCAACUACCAGCGAGAUAAGCCAUGGAUGAGAGUCUUCAUCUGCAUAUUAUUCCUUGCAGACACUGUCAAUACCGCCUUUGAUAUGCAGCUAAACUACGCUGCGUUGAUCAACCACUUCGGCGAUAACGACUUCAUCCAGACAGCAACUUGGGUCUUCCAAACAGACCCCGCAAUGACUGGCAUCAUUGGCAUGAUGGUCCAAGUGUUCUUUGCCUGGCGUAUCAAAGUCCUCUCCGGCAGUCUCUGGGCAGCCCUCCUCAUCGGGUUGUUCGCUGUUUUGGAAUGUCUGGCUGGCAUCGGGACAGCAAUAGCAGUCGGCUUCGUCCCAAAAUUCUUUGAUUUUCAGAUCUUCAAACCUGCAGUGGUCAUUUGGUUGGCCUGUUCCGCUCUUUGUGACUGUUUGAUCACGCUUGUUCUGGUUCUAUAUCUGAGAAAGCACAAAAGCGGCUUCGUCGCGACGGACAGUAUCAUCGAUAAAAUCAUCAGACUGACGGUUCAAACGGGUGCAGUCACGUCGAUCGUUGCCGUCACUGAUCUUAUCCUCUUCUUGGCAUCCCCUGCUGGCCUCCACCUAGCCUUCAACUUCCCACUAUCAAAAUUCUAUACCAACUCCCUCCUUUCAAGUCUAAACGCUAGAGGAGGAUGGGCCUACAGCUCAUCUUCGCAACCUGAACGAAGCGUGAACAUGCUCAGCAGUCAAGUACAACGACGAAGGGACGUCGUCACUUUCGAGCAAUCAACUGUGCGACCGGAAGUAUACGUCGACGUCGAACAGCAUGAGAUGGUGGACUCCAUGCGAGUAGACAUGAAGCAGACAGACUCUGACUUUGAUGGGUCCGCUGGGGAAGAUGGAAUGGGUAUGCACCGCGCAAAGGCUUUAUGACUCUGAGUCCGUGACUGUACGACUUGUUCGUGGGAGCGGCCGUCGAGUUUUUGUUGAAUCUUGUGGGACGUGAGGGGCGUCUGUUGGAGUGUUUUGUUGUUGUGUAUGAGAAUAUCGGCGUGUCUACC
Molecule: messenger RNA, 1327 nt
Organism: Stereum hirsutum FP-91666 SS1
Lineage: Eukaryota; Fungi; Basidiomycota; Agaricomycetes; Russulales; Stereaceae
Exons: 15
Coding region: 180-1199 (339 amino acids)
Source: RefSeq, a predicted model, not a curated record